UCGUGACUCGCUCAAACUCGCAAGAUUGACAACCUUGCUAGUUAUCACCCUCGGGCGUCAUUCAUUGACUACCAGCGGCGUCCAUCCCCUUCUCACUCGCCGUCAUCGUCUUGUGCUGCCUGGUGUCCUCAGCUACACUAAAAAUUUCUCUCGUUCUUUGUGGUUACUGGUUCAACGCACUCGCCGCUUCGUUCGUUGCCACCGGGAAAGCUCGUCGGUUUCUAGCUUCUCUGUUCUAGCCGGUUCCCUGCUUCUCCAAUCUCUCUGGUAUUCCUCGCCUCUGUUCGUGUUCCUAGUUCUAGUUUCCACAACCUUGGUUCAAAAUUUUGGCAGCCCAUCUAUAUUUUCCGGGUCCGGGUUGGUAAGCGGGGCAAGCAUACCACACUUGAACUAACUACUCGCUAUCCACUCUCCAGCGGGACAUAGAGCGUAUAUCCUAGUUCGUUCUAGAAGCAUCUUUAAUAUCAGAUAAAACCCAACCAACCUCCCUCUCUCCUAAUCGGCUUAGGGUUUUUAUCUUUUCAUUCACUGCCUUCCCUCUCUCUCUAGUCGCUCACUCUUCUUCCACGAAGUGCUUAAGUUUUGGUCAAUGGCGACAGCUCAGCUAACAGCAUGCUCAAUUUCCUCGAGGAAUGUGUCGUCGUUCGAAGGGCUUCGACCUUCGGCGGUUCAGUUCUCCUCCGUCGUCAGAAUUGGAACCAUCACUCAAAGGUCCUUCCGGGGUUUGGUUGUCAAAGCCGCCACUGUUGUUGCUCCAAAGUACACUGCUAUUAGGCCUCUCGGUGACAGAGUACUGGUUAAAAUUAAGGAAGCAGAAGAGAAGACCGACGGAGGAAUUCUACUUCCUUCAACUGCUCAAACAAAACCACAGGGUGGUGAGGUUGUUGCUGUUGGAGAGGAGAAAUCAGCUGGGAAGAGCAAAAUAGAAACUAGUGUUCAGAUUGGUGCGCAAGUUGUGUAUUCGAAAUAUGCUGGUACUGAGGUGGAGUUCAAUGGUGCAAAGCAUCUUAUACUGAAGGACGAUGACAUUGUUGGUAUCCUCGAGACCGAUGAGAUCAAGGAUCUUAAACCGAUGAAUGAUAGAGUCUUAAUACAGGUUGCACAAGCAGAGGACAAAACUGCAGGUGGUUUGUUACUUACCGAAGCAACCAAGGAGAAACCUUCUAUCGGAACGGUAAUUGCGGUCGGCCCAGGGCCUCUUGAUGAGGAAGGUAACAGAAAACCAUUGUCUGUUAAUCCUGGGAACACAGUCUUGUACUCCAAAUAUGCUGGGAACGACUUCAAGGGAAAAGAUGGUUCUGACUACAUUGCAUUGAGGGUCUCAGAUAUCAUGGCUGUCCUUUCCUAGUAACAAAUUGUUUGUGUUUUGUAACUUAAAAAUUUUGUGUUCUCGAGGAAAAUGGAUUAUUUUUUAUCUGCGAUGACAAUUGAAACAUAGCUCAUUGCAAUUAUCUUAGAAAAUCUACAAACUUCUGGUGAUGUCAAUUGUUUUCAGUUGUCCGUAAUUCCCACCUCUCCUCAAAUGUUCCAAAAGCAUGCAGGGAAUCUUUUAGGGCAUUUUAAAACCAUUGAUCAUAGAGAACAGUAUAAUUCCUAGAUUCGAGAAAUUACAAGGUGUUCAUUUAA
Molecule: messenger RNA, 1626 nt
Organism: Arachis stenosperma
Lineage: Eukaryota; Viridiplantae; Streptophyta; Magnoliopsida; Fabales; Fabaceae
Product: 20 kDa chaperonin, chloroplastic-like
Exons: 6
Coding region: 590-1348 (252 amino acids)
Biological process (GO): positive regulation of superoxide dismutase activity
Cellular component (GO): mitochondrial matrix; chloroplast
Molecular function (GO): ATP binding; protein folding chaperone; transition metal ion binding
Source: RefSeq, a predicted model, not a curated record